UUUAUGUCAUCAAAAGCACAGAAGCGGGUUCAGAAGCUGACGGCCUUCCAGCUGGUAGAUGGCAUUGAGCCUGUGGUGUUCAGCUUAUGUGCUGAAGAUAAAAGUGACGUGGAAAGGACCAAGGCUUGGCUUCAGGCGCAGAUAGAAUUCGAGCAGUCGGAGAAGGUGAUCCGAGAGGAAUGUAUCUCUGAACUAGAAGAAGCCGAGGUGAAGAAGUUCUCCGACCUCCAGAAAAAGUUUCAGGUCUCGGUGAUUUACAAACCUCCCGACCCCUCCAUCCGGAUCCUGGGCCUCACCCGGGACGUAAUGGCCGUGUCCGGGGAGAUCGAAACGAUUAUAAACCGAGUAAAAGACAGAAAGAAGAAGGAGAGGACAGCCGAGCUCACCGGUAAUCUGGUGGAAUGGAGAUACGAGACCGCAGGGAUUAUGGUUGCCUUCAACAAGAUGAUAAACCUGGAGCUGGAAGAGGCAAAGACUGACAGGAAGGAUAAGAUCACAAUCCAGAUGCAUGGACAACUAUUUGCUGUCAGUAUAAAACAUGAAAAGGCCACAGACACGCAGGGAAACCAAAUUCGGAUCCAACGUUUUGUGAAACAUGGUAAUGGGGCUUUUUGUUGUAACGUUUACUGA
Nanorana parkeri is the source of this 630-nucleotide messenger RNA. RefSeq names its product poly [ADP-ribose] polymerase 14-like. Gene Ontology annotation, cellular component: nucleus; cytoplasm. Gene Ontology annotation, biological process: negative regulation of gene expression. Gene Ontology annotation, molecular function: transcription corepressor activity. The transcript has a single exon. Bases 4 to 630 code for a protein of 208 amino acids. NCBI's taxonomy places the organism in Eukaryota, Metazoa, Chordata, Amphibia, Anura, Dicroglossidae. The record is from RefSeq and is a predicted model, not a curated record.